AUGGCCAUGCUGUGGCUAUGCAACACGCAACUGCACGGGGAAGAGUGGAUCGCCAGUCAGCUGUAUCUUCAAGGGAAACGGCUGGAGCACCUUUGUCAGGACAUGAACAGACUCCCUCUGCGCUCGCUGGACAAGGACAUGUUCUUGCCGCGGUGGAAGAAGAAGAAGAAGAUGAUGAUGAUGAUGAUGAUGAUGAUGAAGCUGAUGGGGAUCCUCGAUGUAGAGGAUGCAUGUGAAAAUGAGAUGACAGACACGGGGGGAGAUGAAGGAGGUGAUGAAGAAGAUGAACGAGAUGAACGAGAUGAUGAAGAUGAUGAGAUGGCUUUUAAAUAUUUCAAUGGUUUAAACUUCUGGGUGGCGUUGGCAAGCCCCUGGUUUGGCACGCGCUCUUCAGCAUUUAUCCUGCGUUUCGCCUACAUUGCUAUACACUGGGACCACAUUGACAUGCUCGUUCCUGUGGCAAAGCUACAGUAUUUGGCUCCUCCUACCUGGAACACACUCUGGAACCUCUUCAGCAUGGGAUUCUCGGAAAAUUGGCGCCAUGUGGCGGUCGCCCUUCCACCCGAAGCUGUAGCAGUGCGCUUUGUGCAGACUGAGGCCUACACCGAGAUGUAUCUGGACGAGAUUAGCUUUGCUCGCGGCCAUUUCUUUGAUUUCUCAUGCGGCUUCGAGACAGACUUAUGUCUUUGGUCGGGCACGAGCUUGUCAGACUGGCUUGGCCCUGUCUGGGAGCGUGUUAGAAGGUCAGAUGGCUCGAACCUUACUGCGGCUCACGGUGACUGGUACCUGCGGUCAUCCAACAUCUCGCAGAGUAGUGUUGUUGUUAUGCUUGAGAGCCCUUCUGUCCACGCCACCGACAAGGUUCUGUUCGUGUCCUUUUUUUUCCAUGCCAUGGGCUCAGCGGUGCUGGAGCUGGAGUACAAAGCCUCAGAGAACGGUGGCUGGGCGAGCCUUUGGGCGCAGGGUGGCAACUGGAGCUCCGAAUCGUGGCAGGAGGCGAUCGUGGCUGUUCCCAUCGGGGCUGCUGCUUUGCGGCUGGUGGCGCGGCUCGCCUCGCCAGGCGAUGUUGCUAGCAUCGACUCCAUCGCCGUCCUACGCUCCUUGGAAGAGGCUGCCUGCGACUUUGAAGACAACCUGUGCGAUUGGUCAGGCGGACGGCGCGCAGUCGGCCAGGCUGUGGAGGGCGAUUGGUAUCUUUCCUUGACCUCGGAGGCCUCAGACCUCUCAGAACUCCGAAGCCCAGCCUUCCUGACCACCCUGGAGUCGGGCUGGGUGGAGUUCGCAUGGCGCCUCUGGUCUUCGGGCAGCUUGGAGCUGGCUGCCUCCAUACAUGGAAGCUGGUGGACAGUGUGGCAGAUGCAGCAUAGAGUCCCUGACCCAACAGGCUGGCAGCGUGACAAGGCAUUCUUGCCCAGAGGUAUCGACGGUUUGCUCUUCAGGGUGCAGUCUACGACAGCAGACCUAGACCUGAUUCAGCUUUGGCAGUCAGGUUCACAGGCCCAGGAUACGCUGCGAUCUCUGGCUGCUGGGAGAGAUCAUAACUGCGCAGUUGCAGCUAUUGACGGCCGAGUGAAAUGUUGGGGCGCCGGAUCCUCUGGGCAGCUCCUUCAUGGAAGCAGUGACAACAUGGGCGAUGAGCCUGAUGAGAUGGGUUCUUUCUUGCCCUUCGUCGAUCUCAACGAGACAGAAGCGCUGCAAGUAGCCUGUGCGAUCAAGCAUAGCUGCGCCUUGCUCCGCGGAGGGAACGUGACCUGCUGGGGGGGGGCGGAUGCGACCCAUAUCGGGUUUGCAAAGACCUUUGCAGUUCAGAUUAUUGCGGGUUCGGAGCAUGGAUGCGCACUUGUGCAUACUGGUCAAACGGUUUGCUGGCCCCACUCAGUUGUAGAAACCGAUGGAGAUGAUGGAGAUGAUGGAGAUGGGGCCUUGGAUGGCUAUGGGUACGACCCUCGCCCAUUCCGGGUCAAUAUCUCUUCUGACGUGACGCAGCUUGCUGGCUGCAGUACAUCUGUUGAGAUUUGUGCACUCACUCGAGCAGGGCUCGUUGAAUGUCUGUUUCUCCCAUUCCCGGUACGCAGUUCCUUGCCGGACGCUCACCGACUUGAAUUUGGCAUCAGAGCCACGCAAGUCGUCGUUGGGUACGACUUGAACUGUGUGCUGCUGGUGGAUGGCGCAGUCACAUGCUGGAAGCCGACCACUAUGAACAACCCGUACCUUUAUGCCAUUGAGCUGCCCGCUGCGGCAUUUGCCGUUGGGAUCGUUGCCGGCAGUGCCCAUGCGUGCGCACGGCUGCAAGACGAGUCCCUCACCUGCUGGGGGCGUGGGAGUGAAGGACAGUUGGGUGUAGGCUCCAACAACAAUGUGGAAUUGGAGGAGGCAACUCGAGUGGGGACGCUUGUGGCAGUGGAUGUAGGGCCAUAUCGGGUGCGACAGGUGUCAGCUGGAGGCAGCCACACUUGCGUCUUGCUGAGCGACGACAGCGUCAGAUGCUGGGGCAAGGCUGAGUUCGGCCAGCUGGGCACUGGCGACAAAGCCACGGUGGGCUUGUCCCCCGGAGAGAUGGGAGCCUCCCUGGUGCCUGCAGAGAUCUUCCCUUUCCCGUCGCCCGGCGCAGAGCUCGAGGAGCUACGUCUGGGAGGCGAGGGUGGGCAGCUGCUGGAAGUCAGCUAUGGCGGCGCUUGGGGAGUUAUCUGCGACGACGGCUGGGAUGUUUCAGCUGCUAAGGUGGCCUGCAAGCAGCUAGGCCUGUCUGGAGGCGUCCCGGUGUCUGUCCUCCACAACACCGAGCGUGAGGUAUUUAUGCAACGCAUCCAGUGCACAGGCUCUGAGCUGAGCCUGCGCGAAUGCGUGUUCCGAGGGUGGAAGAUUCACAGAGUCCGGUGUGAAGCAGAGGGCUGGAACGAGCACACGACUGCCGGCCCAGAGCGCCGACAAGGCCAUUCAUUUACCUGGGAUGACCAGAAUCAGUCAGCCCUCCUCUUGGGUGGCAGCAGCCAAUUGGGGCAUUACGACUUCAGUGAGGUCUGGGUCUACAGCUGGUCUAUGCGGAAAUGGAAUUAUUGGCAUGCACUUAGUGCAGUACCCGGCCCCAGGUCGGGACACUCUGCGAUCUAUGAUACAGGCUCCUCUUGCACCCUUGUGUAUGCAGGCACUCGUGAGGGCGUCUUCUUUGAUGACAUGUGGCAGUUCUUUUCACAGAAUUCAUCCUGGAAGCAGCUGCAUGUUGCUCAGUCACCGACACCGCGGGCGCACCACUCUGCCAUCUUUGCCAAGCAGCUGCGGUGCAUGGUGGUCUUCGGUGGGCAAAGCAGCGAGGGUGAGCUUGGUGAUCUAAACAUCUUCGACCUCUAG
Messenger RNA from Symbiodinium natans, 3348 nucleotides. The record is from the annotation of a GenBank genome assembly. NCBI's taxonomy places the organism in Eukaryota, Dinophyceae, Suessiales, Symbiodiniaceae.